AUGCCUUACCCUGGAGACUACACUGUCGGCUGGAUCUGUGCUACAACUACGGAGUACGUUGCCGCGCAGGCCGUCCAAGAUGAGAAGCAUGACGGACCGGAAUCACUCUCAUCCACCGACAACAACAAUUACACUAUGGGCAGGAUGGGGAAACACAAUGUUGUCAUCGCUGUCUUGCCAGAUGGGGAGUACGGUAAUCCUCUGCGGCAGUCAUCGCAAGAGAUAUGCUGCACAGCUUUCCUAAUGUCAGGCCUGAUGGUAGGUAUCGGGGGUGGUGCGCCGAGUGCAUACCAAGAUGUCCGACUAGGCGACAUCGUGGCCAGUGCUCCUCGGAAUGGGAAUGGCGGCAUAUUCCAGUAUGACUUUGGCAAGACGGUCCAGGGGAAAGGUUUCAAACAACGGGUCUCCUAA
Metarhizium album ARSEF 1941 is the source of this 411-nucleotide messenger RNA. RefSeq lists its product as uncharacterized. Gene Ontology annotation, biological process: nucleoside metabolic process. Gene Ontology annotation, molecular function: catalytic activity. The transcript has a single exon. NCBI's taxonomy places the organism in Eukaryota, Fungi, Ascomycota, Sordariomycetes, Hypocreales, Clavicipitaceae. The record is from RefSeq and is a predicted model, not a curated record. Bases 1 to 411 code for a protein of 136 amino acids.